Molecule: messenger RNA, 375 nt
Organism: Schizosaccharomyces japonicus yFS275
Lineage: Eukaryota; Fungi; Ascomycota; Schizosaccharomycetes; Schizosaccharomycetales; Schizosaccharomycetaceae
Product: Ino80 complex HMG box protein Nht1
Exons: 2
Coding region: 1-375 (124 amino acids)
Cellular component (GO): nucleus
Source: RefSeq, a predicted model, not a curated record
AUGCAGCCUCAUCACCUGGCACCUGUUGUUUCCAAAUCGGAAGAAAAAAAGUACCGUCAGAAAUGUAAAGAUCUCAAAGCUCGAAUUCAGGAGAUUCAAGAUGACAAUGCUGCUCUGAAUUCCAAAUUAGAGGCCGUGAAAAGAGCAAUUCGGCGGGCUCGACUUGAGCGUGCAUUUUUGCUCGAACAAGUUGAGAAGGCUUCUGUGCGUAAAGCCGAACAGCUUGGCCAAGUGUUGGAAAUUCCUCCCCCUCCACCGCCAGCAGAAACCAUAAAGAUUCGCUUCAACAUGGGAGGUGCUUCUUCGGUAAAAAAUACCACAGACGGAGAGUUUACUGAGUCUCAAAAUGAUGGUAGCAACCUAGCAGCUCAGUGA